GAAACUGCUUGCCCAAAUUAUCCAUAGCUCCAAAUCUCACUCUCACGAAUCUCAAGUAACUCCGGCGACACACUUCAACCUUCCACAGCGGACCAUGGAUGCCGAUACACCAGAUCCUCAACCCGAGCCCGUCUCAUCGUCAGCUGAUCCUCUAUCGAACCAAUUCGGUUCUCUCAAUGACCUUGCCCACGAGCUCGCCUCUCUCCAAGACCUUGCGAACCGCGGCAGCUGGCGCUCGAUCCUCGACAAGGUCGCUCGUGCCCGCUCUCAGUCUCUCCUUAACACACCUCAUGACCAUCUCACUUAUCUCGCCUACAACGUCCUUGCUCUGGCCAAACUACGCCGUUUUAAGGAUGCUCUCACUGAGAUCGAUACCGUCGAUGAUUUCGAUAGCCACCAUUACCGUUACGAAACAUAUCCCAAAAUCUACCCUAAUCGGUAUGGUUCUAUGGUCCCUUUCUCUCUCCGGUGGCUUCAUGCACUGAUUCCGAUAAAAUUAGGUAACCGCCAACAAGGAUUAGAUCGGUUUUAUAUGUUGCUCGAUUUUGUUCGUGGAAAACUAAAGGAAAAACAAGAUUACGAUAUUUCAACCAAAAUGUGGAGGAAAAGGGAGAUUUUUGUUAUGAAUGGCAUAAUUAGUGAGCAUUUGAAGAAUAAAGAAUUUGGUGUUUGUUUGGAUUUGAUUAAAGAUUUGGUUUCUCGUGGUAAUUUAGAUCCUGUUUUAUUAUCAAAAUUGGGUUAUAUACAGAUGCAAAUUGGGGAUUUGGAGGGGGCGAAGGGUUCAUUUGAUAGGGUUGAGAAAUUGUUGAACGAACGAAAUGCUGGGGGUGAUUAUGGGUUACUGAGCGAGGUUGAGUUGAGGAAUCAGGUGAAUAGGAACAAGGCGUUAGUGUAUUUGGUUGGGAAGGAUUAUGUGUCGGCUGUGAGGGAAUACGAGGAGUGCAUAGAGAGAGAUCCUAUGGAUGCUGUGGCCAUCAAUAACAAAGCUCUCUGCUUGAUGUACCUAAGGGAUUUGUCAGAUUCAAUCAAGGUUUUGGAGAAUUCACUUGAGAGAGUGCCCACUGUUGCAUUGAAUGAAACUCUUGUAGUGAAUUUGUGUAGUAUGUAUGAAUUGGCUUAUGUUAAUCACUCGGAUAUUAAGCGAACUCUCAGCAACUGGAUUGCCCGGGUGGCUCCUGAUGAUUUUGAUUCCUCUUCUACCAGGAUUUGAGAAAUUUAGCUUGUUAUAGCUUUUAUUUCUGUCAUUUUAGGUGGAUUUCUGAGUCUAUCAGGUUCUUGAAGAUUAAUGACUUAGGCUACUUGAUGGACAAAAUUUUAACUAAACAUGAAUAUCAAGGUGAGCUUUUGUGAUGCCACCAGUUCGCAGAUGGUAGAGAAUCUUUGGACCUAUCAACUUAUAGAUUAAUGUGAUUCUCACUUGUCUACAGCAUUUGUGUCUGCAAAGGUAGAUGGAAAAAAUAUGUUCUUUUUGAAAGGGGUAGCUAUUUUGUUCUUCAAACUUUGCGGAUGAGUAUGGAUGUAGGAGCAUAUUGAUGUAUUUUGUGGGAUUUAUCCCAUCUGAUUAUUUGAAUGAAAUCUUCUUCCUUGGAAAAAAAAUGAAAUGUUGGGGUUUGUUUCAAAACUUUUGAAUAUUAAGCAAUACUUAUUAGUUCUGGCGUUUAUCGAUUGGGAUUUCAUUUUCAUGUU
This is a messenger RNA of Manihot esculenta (cassava), 1686 nucleotides long. Its product is annotated as trafficking protein particle complex subunit 12. The record is from RefSeq and is a predicted model, not a curated record. The coding region runs from base 95 to 1210 and encodes 371 amino acids. The transcript has 2 exons. Lineage: Eukaryota; Viridiplantae; Streptophyta; Magnoliopsida; Malpighiales; Euphorbiaceae. Gene Ontology annotation, molecular function: protein binding.